AUGAAGGAUUACAAUGUUGAAAAACAGAAACUGAAAUUAUUAUUGUCAAAGAUUCAAGGUCGAGUUGCAAUUACAACUGAUAUGUGGACUGCUAGUAAUCAAAAUAGAGGCUACAUGACUAUAACAGCUCACUUUAUUGAUGAUUUAUGGAGGCUACAAAGUCGACUUGUGAGGUUUAUGUAUGUGCCUGCUCCUCAUACUAGUCAAGUUCUUGCUGAAUUGUUGGUUGAAUGUUUAAUGGACUGGAAUCUAGAUAGAAAAGUUUCUACUUUGACAGUUGAUAAUUGCACUACAAAUGAUGCUAUGAUUGAUCGCAUUUUAGACAAGAUUUCACCUAGGUCUCUUAUUUUGGGUGGACAAUUGUUUCACAUGCGAUGUUGUGCACAUAUAUUGAAUUUGAUUGUGAAGGAUGGUUUGUCCAUAAUUGCUAAUGUCAUUGAAAAGGUCAGAGAAAGUUCUAAUUUUUGGACAGCUACACCUAAAAGAGAAGAGAAGUUUAUAGAGACAUGUGCUCAAUUGAAUAUUCCAUUCAGAAGAAAAUUAGUUGUUGAUUGUAGAACUAGGUGGAAUUCUACAUUUUUAAUGCUUCAAGUAGCCAUACAAUACAAAGAUGUAUUUGAUCGUUUAUCACAACGAGACAGUCAAUAUAAAGUUUUGCCUAGCGCACAUGAUUGGCAAAUGGCACAUGAAAUUUGUCAAAAGUUGGAAAUAUUUUAUGAUGUGACACUAUUGUUUUCUGGUACCUCUUAUCCAACUGCCAACAUUUUCUUUCCAAAGGUGAAGAUUCUUUUUAAGGACUUGGUAAGAGAGUAUGAAAUGUACAUGAAAGGUAAGAAGUCAGUUUCUUCAUGUCAAAAUCUGAACAUAAAUGUAGGCCAAAUUGUUGAUGGAAGAAAAGAUGCUUGGAGGAGAGAUUUUGCAAAGCACCAGAUUGCAAAGAAAAAUGAACCAUCAAAUUAUAAGUUAGAACUUGAUUAUUACUUGGAGGAAUCGACACUACCUGAUUCAGAUGAAGAAUUUGAACUUUUAAUUUGGUGGAAGAGUAAUGGAUUAAAAUAUCCAAUCUUACAAAUGAUUGCAAGAGAUUUUCUAGCCAUUCCUAUCUCAACAGUUGCUUCUGAGUCUUCUUUUAGUACUGGUGGUCGAUUUCUUACUCCACAUCGGAGUAGAUUACACCCAGACACUUUAGAGGCAUUGAUGUGUGUUCAAGAUUGGCUAUGGAGUGACAUACAAGGUUCUUCAAAAUUGAAAAUGGAUAACAUGAAGCUUAAUACAAUACUAGAGGAGAUAAUUGAUGAUGAUGAAUUAAGUGGUCAAAAUGAAGAUAUGGAAGAAGAAAAAUAA
Messenger RNA from Vigna angularis (adzuki bean), 1344 nucleotides. Its product is annotated as zinc finger BED domain-containing protein RICESLEEPER 1-like. The transcript is spliced from 5 exons. Gene Ontology annotation, molecular function: protein dimerization activity. The coding region runs from base 1 to 1344 and encodes 447 amino acids. The record is from RefSeq and is a predicted model, not a curated record. NCBI's taxonomy places the organism in Eukaryota, Viridiplantae, Streptophyta, Magnoliopsida, Fabales, Fabaceae.